Messenger RNA from Apis dorsata (giant honeybee), 3974 nucleotides. It is a transcript of the gene Khc, whose product is annotated as kinesin heavy chain. Gene Ontology annotation, biological process: microtubule-based movement. The record is from RefSeq and is a predicted model, not a curated record. The coding region runs from base 433 to 3402 and encodes 989 amino acids. The transcript has 14 exons. Gene Ontology annotation, molecular function: ATP binding; microtubule motor activity; microtubule binding. Lineage: Eukaryota; Metazoa; Arthropoda; Insecta; Hymenoptera; Apidae.
CGCGCGCACAUUUAGUUCGACGCGUUUGCGUUAAACUUUGUCUAGACUUCUCAUCGAUUGGUUUUUAGGGAACCAAGUAUUAAAAAAAAUCAUUUUCAGAUUUAGCAUAGAGUAGUAAUGUAUUAGGAAACAAGAUCGUCGCGUAUUAUUUAUUGUCCAUGUUCUUUUUUCAAUUUAAUAUAAGUACAAUCGUUGAUUCUCACCUUUGCACACGCAAAUCAAUCCACCCGCAAAAUCAUCGAACAACGGCAGCCAUCUUUACUGGCUCCGAAACGGGCUGUGGUUUGUGACAGAGAGACGGUAGUGGUUCUUCAUGUGGUUCACGCGACCAUCUCAUCGCCUAUGCACCCUACGAGAGAUUGGAAAUCAUUUUUAAGUGUGGCUAAUUAGAAGAACUAAGGAACUCGUCUCACGAAUUCGAGCUACCAAAAUAUGGCAAUGGAGACGCCAAGAGAGCGUGAGAUUGCCGCGGAGGACAGUAUUAAGGUAGUCUGUAGAUUUCGACCUUUGAACGACUCCGAAGAAAAAGCUGGUUCGAAAUUUAUCGUAAAAUUCCCCUCUGGCGGUGAGGAUAAUUGCAUCUCUAUCGGGGGAAAAGUAUAUCUUUUUGACAAAGUUUUUAAACCAAAUGCUACUCAAGACAAAGUUUACAAUGAAGCGGCUAGAUCAAUUGUCACAGAUGUGUUGGCAGGGUAUAACGGCACUAUUUUUGCAUAUGGUCAAACAUCUUCAGGAAAAACACAUACCAUGGAAGGUGUUAUUGGAGAUCCAAAUAAACAAGGUAUUAUUCCCAGAAUUGUUAAUGAUAUUUUCAAUCAUAUUUAUGGUAUGGAAGAAAAUUUGGAAUUUCAUAUCAAGGUAUCAUACUUUGAAAUCUAUAUGGACAAAAUUAGAGAUCUUCUUGAUGUUUCUAAAGUGAAUUUAAGUGUGCAUGAAGAUAAGAAUCGAGUUCCAUUUGUAAAAGGUGCAACAGAACGCUUUGUAUCUAGUCCUGAAGAAGUAUUUGAAGUUAUAGAAGAGGGAAAAUCAAAUAGGCACAUUGCAGUAACUAAUAUGAACGAACACAGUUCACGUUCUCAUUCUGUAUUUUUAAUAAAUGUGAAACAGGAAAAUUUAGAAAACCAAAAGAAGCUUUCUGGAAAAUUAUAUCUUGUUGAUUUGGCUGGUUCAGAAAAGGUUUCUAAAACUGGAGCAGAAGGAACUGUACUAGAUGAAGCAAAAAAUAUCAAUAAAUCUCUAUCAGCACUUGGCAAUGUAAUAUCAGCUUUAGCUGAUGGAAAUAAAACUCACAUUCCUUAUCGUGAUUCAAAAUUGACUAGAAUUUUACAAGAAUCUCUUGGUGGCAAUGCCAGAACUACAAUUAUUAUUUGUUGUUCACCAGCUAGUUUCAAUGAAUCAGAAACAAAAUCGACAUUAGAUUUUGGUAAACGUGCUAAAACUAUUAAGAAUGUUGUAUGUGUUAAUGAGGAAUUGACAGCUGAAGAAUGGAAACGUCGCUACGAAAGAGAAAAGGAAAAAGCAGCUAGAUUGAAAGGAAAAGUUGAAAAAUUAGAAGCUGAAUUAUCACGUUGGCGACAGGGUGAAACUGUUAAACCUGAAGAACAAGUUAAUUUGGUUGAAGGACCAGAUGUUACAACACCAAUUAAUAUGUCUAUUGAAGGUAAACUGGAUGAUGGUCCGAUGCCAGCCACUCCUGGUGGCAACUUAAUGGCUGGAUCUUUAUCUAAUGAAGAAAGACAAAAAUUAGAAGAAGAACGUGAAAGACUUUAUCAACAAUUGGAUGAUAAAGAUGAAGAAAUCAAUCAACAAUCACAAUAUGUUGAGAACUUAAAAGAACAAAUUCAUGAACAAGCAGAAUUAAUUGCUACUGCAAGACGUGAAUAUGAAAAACUUCAACAGGAAGUAAAUCGAACACAGCAAGAACACGAACGGGCUAAGGAAGAAGUUAAAGAAGUUUUACAAGCAUUGGAAGAAUUAGCAGUUAAUUAUGAUCAGAAAUGCCAAGAGUGUGAUAUUAAAAAGAAAGAAACUGAAACUUUAACAGAAGAAUUAUUAGCAAAACAAACAACAUUAAACAGUACGGCUUCAGAAUUACAACAAUUACGAGAUAUGUCGGCUCAUCAAAGGAAACGUAUUGCAGAAAUGCUAGCAAACUUCUUAAAAGAUUUAGGUGAAAUUGGGGUUGCAAUUGGUGGUGAUGAAAAUCUAAAAGUUGCACCUACAGAAAGUAAUGGUAAACUUGAAGAAGAAUUUACUGUGGCAAGACUGUUUAUUAGUAAAAUGAAAUCAGAGGUGAAGAAUUUAGUACAACGAUGUCAAGGAUUAGAAAGUUUCCAAGUAGACUGUAACAAGAAAGUUGCUGAAUAUGAAAAAGAUUUGGCUGAAUGUCGUUUAUUAAUUUCUCAACACGAAGCUCGCAUGCAAACAUUAACGGAAUCAAUGAAAGUAGCAGAAGCACGUAAACGUGCUUUAGAAGAAGAUGUUGAUGCUUUACGCGAAGAAUGUGCCAAGUUAAAGGCUGCAGAACAGGUACAAGCAGUUACAAAUAAAGAAAAAGCAGAAGAAAAAGAAGCAGCGACAAAGAUGAGAGUAGCACUAGAAGAACAAAUGGAUCAAUUGCGAGAUGCUCAUCAGAAACAAGUCGCAGCACUUCGAGAUGAAUUAUCUGAAAAACAAGAAUUGAUUAGUGAACUUAAAGAUUUGAAUCAAAAAUUCACAUUGGCUCAUCAACAAAUGCAAGCAGAUUAUGAACGAUUAAAACAAGAAGAAGCAAAUAAAUCUGUUAAAUUGCAAGAAUUAAUUUUGCUUAAUGAACGUCGUGAACAAGCUCGAAAAGAUCUUAAAGGUCUAGAGGAAACAGUAGCCAAAGAACUUCAAACAUUGCAUAAUCUACGCAAGUUAUUUGUUCAAGAUCUUCAAACUAGAAUAAAGAAGACUAUGAUUGCAGAAGAUAACGAAGAUGAUGGUGGAUCAUUAACACAGAAACAAAAGAUUUCCUUCCUCGAGAAUAAUUUAGACCAGCUUACAAAGGUUCAUAAACAACUUGUAAGAGAUAAUGCUGAUCUUCGAUGUGAAUUACCUAAACUUGAAAAAAGAUUACGGGCUACUAUGGAACGUGUCAAAGCUCUAGAAACAGCAUUGCGAGAUGCCAAAGAAGGUGCAAUGCGAGAUCGUAAACGUUAUCAAUACGAGGUAGAUAGAAUCAAGGAAGCAGUUAGACAAAAGAAUUUAGCUCGUCGUGGACCGAGUGCACAAAUUGCUAAACCAAUUAGAGCUGGUCAACAUCAUUUAACUAAUGUUAAUGCUAUUAGAACGGGAAAUCGUGAAAACGAAUGCAAGAACGCUUUCAUCAAUGAAAGCAAUAGAGUUCCAGAGACUCUAAUUUGUAGUGGAUACCCAUAAAUGUUACAACUAUAUAGUAAGGGUAAUAGACGUAAUAUAUCCGCAAGGAGCACCGCCAGUUCUUUUUAUUUGUCUCAAAACAAGCAUGUGCUUAGGUAUAUUCAAAUAAGUGCAUUAAGUUAUAAAAUUAGUGCUGCAUGUCCUAUCGAUUUGUAAAUAGUUAAUUUUUAUAAAUUAUUUAACUUAAUAUCAUGCACGAUGAAUAAAAGUGAAUGUCUAUCAAAUAAUCAUGCAAAGGCCUCUUAUGAAAAAUGUUUCAAUAUUUAUUUCUUAUAAAAUUUUGUAUACUGUAUCUUUAAAAAGAUAAAUGAAUUCUAUUAUAAUGAAAUAGAAAAUAAAUUUCUAAAAAUGAUUAAUAUAAUUUAAUCAAUUUGUCUAUAAUAGUUUUAAUUUAUCUGCUAUCAACAUUAAUAUUUCCCAUCAAAUGAGGCAGUACUAUCUAACAUUUGGUAGGUAUCGCUGACAUGAAAUGCGAUUGGACAUGCGGCUUUGAAAAAAUUGUAGGAAUGAUCGUGGCUUAUAAGUAUUUAUAAUUGUAAGAAUUCUCUCCAUUGCUAUUAACAUAUACGCGA